AUGGAGAAGAACGUCACCUCACAAAACAUUGUGAAACUGCUGACACCUGGACCCAGCUCUGCUGAGAAAAAGAAACAUGUCAUGAAACUGAGCAAGGAACUCAACCAAAUCAAACUCCUGGACACUAGUUUUGGCAGUGAAGAAGAGUUUGGGCAAAAACCUUCCAUGAAAAUGAAAAAAUCUGCAACAAAGAUAACUGUAGAUGACCAACCCCCAGGUGUGAAUGGCCCAUUUCAAAGCCUAACCAAAGCAUCGCCAUCUUCCAUCCACAGCAGAAACAAGUCUUCCAGUGUUACAAACUCACAGACCUUUAAUAUCCCAAAAGGCAGAAACCCAAGUGAGGCAGCAUCAUCAGCAGAGAUAAGCAGGAUACCGUUGCCAGAGAAAACAGUUCUUCCAAAGGUUGGAAGAACAACUGGAGCAAAUAUCACCAACUUCUCUGAAGGUGCAAAAUGCAAGCCCAGGACUCACAUUGUUUUCCUGAAAGUACACAAGAGCGCCAGCAGCACUGUCAUUAAUAUCUUGUUCCGCUUUGGUGAGACUCACAACCUCACCUUUGCCUUGCCAAUCAAUGGUCUUCAUCAGUUGAAUUAUCCCCAUUACUUCACAGCAGCUGUCGUGGAGCCACUUUCUCCAAGCAAUGAUUCCCAGUUCAACAUUAUGUGUCACCAUAUGAGGUUCUUUAAGCCAGAGGUUGCCAAAGUCAUGCCAAACAUGACCUUUUACUUUUCCAUCCUCCGCAAUCCUGUUCAACUCAUGGAAUCUUCAUUCACCUACUAUAAAGGGACAUCUGCAUUCUCCAAAGCCAGGGACUUGGAGGAGUUUCUCAACCAGCCUUCCCAGUUUUACAACGCCUCGGCUACAGACAGCCAUUACGCCAAAAACCUCAUGGCAUUUGAUUUUGGGUAUAAUCACAAUGGAAACUUCUCAGCCAAGCACAUCCAACUCAUGCUACAAUCCAUUCAGGCAGAAUUUGACCUUCUCCUGAUCUUAGAGUACUUUGAUGAGUCAAUGGUGCUGCUGAAGGAGGCCUUGUGCUGGGACUUGGACGACGUGACAUUCUUUCCUCUCAACAGCAGACACAACAACACCAAGACCCGCCUUUCAGAAAGCACCACAGAGAAGAUAAAGAGCUGGAACAAACUUGACUGGGAAAUCUAUGUGCAUUUCAAUAAGACCUUCUGGGAGAAAAUAGACCGGCACAUUGGCAAGGAGCGCAUGCACAAUGAAGUGAGGAUGCUGCAGCAGAAGCGGGAGCAGCUGGCAAAGAUUUGCCUUCAAGGAAGUGGCAGUGUAGUUCCACAGCUGAUCAAAGACCGGGCAUUGGCACCACUGCAGUAUGGCAAAGCAGUAAUCAUGGGGUACAAUUUAAAGCCUACCCUAGAUAAGGCAACAAGGCAGAUGUGCCAGCGCAUGGUGACACCUGAACUUCAGUACAAUAGGCUCCUGUACAGGAAACAGUUCCCAAAGAAAGCUCUGAAGCACAGCAAUGCAGCUGUCUUGCCUAAACUAUCUAACCGCAGGACAGUUUGA
Messenger RNA from Gekko japonicus, 1533 nucleotides. Its product is annotated as galactose-3-O-sulfotransferase 2-like. Gene Ontology annotation, biological process: glycolipid biosynthetic process. Lineage: Eukaryota; Metazoa; Chordata; Lepidosauria; Squamata; Gekkonidae. Bases 1 to 1533 code for a protein of 510 amino acids. The transcript has 3 exons. The record is from RefSeq and is a predicted model, not a curated record. Gene Ontology annotation, cellular component: membrane. Gene Ontology annotation, molecular function: galactosylceramide sulfotransferase activity.